Salvelinus sp. IW2-2015 is the source of this 1536-nucleotide messenger RNA. NCBI's taxonomy places the organism in Eukaryota, Metazoa, Chordata, Actinopteri, Salmoniformes, Salmonidae. The record is from RefSeq and is a predicted model, not a curated record.
AGGACCAACUGGCUGCGAACUGUAGCAACAAGACACUGCAAUUCAUACCCUCAAAUUACAGUCAAACCAUCACCAAACUAAUUCUGAGCAAUAACCUCAUAGAGCUGUCCAGCGCUGAUGAAGCUGCUCUGAGGAACUACUCCAAUCUGAUUGAGCUCCAUCUAGAUGGUAACAGGUUGACUGACCUGCCAGGGAAGCUGUUUGAGGCCAUGUCAAAGCUGGAGGUCCUCAACCUGUCCCACAAUAACAUCAGUAGAGUGGAGCCGAAGGCGUUGGCUGGCCUGGUUAACCUGAGGGAGCUGGACCUGUCCUACAAUCGUCUACAGUCACUACCUCUACAUCUACUGGAUGAUUUAAAGAAGCUGUCUGUCCUCAGGCUCGGGGGGAACACACUGCGGGACUUAGACAUCUCUGUGGAGAGGAAUACAUUGAAGGUGCUAGAUCUGAAGGAGAAUCCCUGGAACUGCUCUUGUGUAUUUCUCAACCGGAUUAAAUCGAUUACCGACUCAAAGGACCAGAUAAGAGUCUCAGAUGCCACCUGCGCCAGCCCUGAGGACCUGUCCGGUAGAGGGAUAAUGGACAACGGUACCAGCUGCUUUUCAGGGUCAUCAUCAACAACAACACUUCCCCCACCUACAACUCAGUCAACCACUAAGCCAAACUCAGCCCAGACCACUACACACUCAGUGUUACUUGCAGUUACUACAAAUGCAAACCUCGUCUUAACAGGCGUGGACCGUGGCAGUGGGGUGCCAGUGGUGGGGAACACCUGGAAGUUUCUCCUGGGUGUGAUAGCCAUCGCCCUGACCACCUCUAUGCUCCUCGUGUGUGCCGUCAAGUCCCCGUCCUGGUACAAGCUGCUGUUCAACUACCGGCACCAGCGGUUGAGAGAUGAGGAGGAUGCUGACGUGUACACUACGGGACGCUACUCUACUUUCAGCUUGGACACGGAGCAAACGGAGACCAGCGCCCAUGAGCUGGACCACGGGCUAGACGAGUUGGAUAACGAGGAGGAUGGAUACAUAGAGGACCGCUAUAUAGAGACUGAGGUCUAUGAAGACAACACAGAACCAUAAUGCUCUCUGAGCUGCUCCCAGACUUCUGGUUGUGGUUAUGUCAGUUUGAUUUGAUUUGAUUUGGAUAUUUUUCAGUCCUCGUUUGGACUAAUCUUUCAAGAGUCCUGAGUUUGGGUAUUGUGACAUCAAAAUGAUCCCUUUCCAUUGAAAUAAUUGGACGAUAAAUGAUUCUAUUCUACUCUAUUCACUGAUAGUAUCAGAAGGCCAUGGUUGUCCGUCCGUAACCCAUGCAUAACCUGCUGCCACUGAUGAUCAUUUAUUGUUUGGUUUGACAAAAUGUGCCCCUAAAAGUUGUGUACAUUUGUAAAUAUUUGCAAGUUUUGAAAAUGUUGGAAUUCAGUGAAAGGACCGACCAUGUGAGGUGUUUUGAGGUCAUGAUUUAGGCUACUUGCAAAGUUCUACUGCCGGAGACAUAGUGUAGGUAAUCAACGUUUUGUCUUAUUAAAUAUAUAUUUGAGUA